AUGCAACCUCUAAACCCCUUUCUUGCCGCCUUCUUCAAGAGCUCCGUCGCCUCGCAGUGCACCCCAGUUCAUCACUACAUACUCCUGGUCCCGCAGACGGAUGUGCUACUCACCCAUCGCGAGACGGAGAGUGGCGCCUCCACGAGCGACAUCGUAGCCUCGGAGGAGUUUUUAGCUAGCCAUGUCCUGCGCAUACCUCCGCCUGGCGGUAAGGAGACCAGCCCGAAUUUGCGAGAGGUCCGAGGCAAGGCAAAACAGUUUUCAACGUUAAACGGGAGGAGCGUCAUUGUCAAGGAUGCAUCUAUUUACAGUAACAAAGGAUUUAAGACGGUCACACAAGCGCAAACGCAGAGCGACGCAGCCUGGUACCCCGACGUGUUCGAAGCCAGACAAUGGCUACUAUACUACAUAUCGAAACCCUUGGUUGGGAACUGGCGAGAGAUCAACAUUCCUCCUGCAAUAUUGCCCACUCCAAGCCGGACCAUGGAGACGAAGCAGCCCUCGAAUAGUGAUUCUGCGGAAUACUCUACACCUAAGAAGAAGGACAUCAAAACAUUCCACGAGCUGCUCAACAAUUUCCCUAUGAUUGCUCGACAAAUGCAGUCGGGACUGGAAGAGAUAUUUACAGAGUUUACAAUAGUGUUUCAAAAACCACUGCCGGCGCCCCCAUCAGCAAACGAGAUUCCAGACCCUGCACCCGACGGCCCGAUUGCCACGGCCAUGAGACGAGCAAGAUCAAGUAGCUUCAAUGUCCGCUCGCAGCCUGCGUCUAGCGCAAGCAGCUUACCCGUCACCGAGGACUUUUACGCCGAAGACGAGGAGGAUGUUAUGCGUGCUUCACUAGAGACUGCAGUCACCACGGCAAUUGAUUUGUUCCAAGGCGUGGAUAAGCAGCAGUUGUCUCUGCUCGGCGCAACCACAGACCUUACUGGGCCGCUUGUAGAGAAGCUCAUCGAGCGAUACAUUACCGAAAAUGUGCAUCACCUUCUCUUCUCUAGACUGACUUCCCUCAAGAGGCCGGAAGAUCUGGAGCUGGAAGCAAAGAUACGGCAGAUGGAGUACAUUGACAUUUCGCAACUGGGAAUCGCCAUUGACGGCGGGCCUAAAGCAAAGCACGACUUGAUUAUCCACCUCGGGCCGGCAAUUGAAGAGUUUCGCAAAAUAUCUAACGCUAUGAGCCCACAAGAAAUGCUGGAACUCUUGCUGUCUACCAUGAAGACCGUGUCUCAACUCACAGGCGAGGCGCACGAGGAGGGGGAAAAUUCAUCGGCAGAAAAAGCAAUCAUGACGGUAAAUGCCGACACGUUGGUUUCCCUGCUGCUUUACGUCGUGAUACGGGCGAGCGUGCGCAACUUGCAAGCUCGUCUUGGCUAUAUCCGGAACUUCAUCUUUGUUGACGACGUGGAUAGCGGCGAGCUGGGGUACGCGCUCAGCACAUUCGAAGCCGUUUUGGCCUAUCUUUCCACGGACUCAGCUGGAUUGCGCCGUGCAAGUAGGAAGAACAAGGCGCUGUGGGAAGCUACUAAAAAGGGAUCAAUGCCAGAGCUGAAAAAAAUCAUGGAGCCUAACACGUCUGCUAUUGAAGACGACGACGAAGAUGAGUCACCGUCGCAAAAGCCCAGCCGGCGACAGUCGCUUAGUUGGAGCUUGACGAAUGGCUCUUCGCGACGCUCAUCAGACCUCGCCACACCAGAGCGAUUGUCUAAAGGCUCUGGCUUAAGUCACGUCUUUCCCUUCCAAACUGACGGCGAAUGCGACGACGAUGAUGAUCGCCACUCCGGCACUUUUAGAGUCGCCAGAGUAAAGAAGGUAUCAAUGGAUACGCGAAGCUUCUCCAGCGAUUCCGAAUUUUCGUUUCACUCGCGGUCCACGGGCGCUGGCACCAUUGGCAGCGCUUUGGAAGGUGAUAUUUCUGUUGAACGACUGGCGCAAACAAGCGAUUCGUUUGGCGAGUCUGUCUUGAUGAUGGCUGUUCAAAAUGGCCAGCUCAACAUUCUCAAAUACCUCCUGUCACUGCGCGGCUACUAUCCCUUGGAAUCUGUCUUGGAGGACAUGAACAACGAAGACACGUCGCUUUUGAGCGCCGCGGUGCAGCACGGCAACGCAGAAAUCAUUGAUACUCUUUUGGACUGCAUCAGCUCUGGUGUCUCGCACGAGCAGCUUGUUCAAUAUGUUCAAGAGCAGGACAUCUGGGGACGAAGCCUAGGUCAUUAUCUGUUCAACUCGCCAGCCCUCAUCACAAGAAUCGGCUAUCUCAUUCCCUGGAAGCAGCGCGACAAGAAUGGACAGACGCCCUUGUUUGCCCUUUGCCGAUCAUAUGACCAUGCUGACUACUGCAACAUGGUGGAGGCUGGUCUCAAAGCCGCCAAGGUGGCUCAAGGAGAUGGACAACCCCUGCAUGUCGACGAACACGUCGACGGAAAAGGAAACACGCUGCUACAUAUCAUCAAUAACCCUAGACUGGCCUUGAGAAUUUUGCAUUACUGUGACGUCGAUGUAAAUGCAAUCAACGAGAAGCGUUUUACACCGCUUAUGGUUGCUAGCAAGUACGGACGUUAUGACAUGGUCAGGUCGCUGUUUGCCGAUCCCCGGGUAGACCUAGGGGCCAGGGAAGCCAGAGGUCUGACAGCCGUGGAGCUGGCCAAGGACGAAGACGUCAGAAACAAGAUUGAUGAUUUGGGGCUUUUCAGCAUGCCGCCUGGCCAGGAUGGGCGCAUUACUGGUGUGGUGCGGGCCUUUUUCGUUGAGGACGGAACAGUUCGGCUGGUGCUCAAGUCAGCAGCGCCGACAGAUCACGACAGUUAUACCGUAACGACGAGCCGGCGUUCGCUGUCCGAUUUUGAGCAGCUGGGCCGCCUCUUGGCAGAGGAGAACCCGGCGUCCUGGGUUCCGACAGUCACCGACACCCGGUCGCCGUUCCAACUACCCUCGAAACCGUCUCGCGCAUUGCUGCGCGACAUUCAGGCAAAAAUGGACUGGUUUCUGAGAACCAUGCUGAAUCACCCUACUCUCUCAAAACACGAGAUGCUUUGGGAGUUCUUCUUGGUACCUGAGCUGCAGCUGGGCACAAUGGAAGACAGGACCAGACUCAAAAUCGAAGCCCGAAUUGAACGAAUCAGAGAGGAAUACGAACCGGUGCAAGAUCUUAGAGAAGUCGAGCAGUUUGUCAACCAUGCACGCGAAAUCGUACGCAGCGUCAACUAUGCGACAAAGAGUGCUACGAGGCGUGUCAACAGCGUUGGUGUAGUUGGCGCCGAUAUGUACGAUUCGCUGGUACUGCUGCACCGCAGUGCGUCCGGGCUGGUCUUUUUACCACAAGGCCACCACAUUGUUGCGCUGGAAAUGUAUGCCAGGGCGAUGCAGCCCACACAGUCAAGUCCACACAUGACGCUGCACACGACUUUGAUUGCUGUUCAGUCUACGGUCCAAGCCUUGCUCUCUGCGCUUGGACGACCGACGACCAUCGUUGCGCAGAUCACCAAUGCCAAAAGAGAAGCAGACCGAAGCCAAGGCUCCAUAGGUAGAUCCUCGCGAUGGCCUCUGGGCUUGCUGGAUGACACUCGCCAGCGUCUGCAGGAGGAAAAGGAGAAAAAGGCCCAGAAAUGGCGCGAGGAAGCUUCGUACAUGGCGCGCGAACUGCGCUACACCCAGCAGACGGUGGCAGCAGAGAUGGCCGGCUGGCAGAACAUGCACGACACAAUGGAUGAGAUUGGAGGGGAUGAAGAGAGCACUCAGAGCGAUACGAGCAAACGCACCGGCCCCAGCUUCUAA
Molecule: messenger RNA, 3771 nt
Organism: Akanthomyces muscarius
Lineage: Eukaryota; Fungi; Ascomycota; Sordariomycetes; Hypocreales; Cordycipitaceae
Exons: 3
Coding region: 1-3771 (1256 amino acids)
Biological process (GO): early endosome to late endosome transport
Cellular component (GO): tubular endosome; plasma membrane; late endosome
Molecular function (GO): guanyl-nucleotide exchange factor activity; SNARE binding; phosphatidylinositol binding
Source: RefSeq, a predicted model, not a curated record